AUGACUUCUCUUUUCUCCCCCCUCUCUUUUGCGCGCUCUUUUCUUUUCUUCUCUACGCCCCCACCUCUCUGUUAUCUCUCCAAAAAAAUAACAUUUCACUUUUUUUCAAGCUUACUGAUUUUGGCAGAUUAUCUAACGCUCGGAUUCCUUUUAAGACUCCCUUCACCUUCAUCUUACUAUUGCUCUACCCUUAGGAUGGAAUGUGCUUGCGUAUCUAUCUAUCUGUUUUUUUUUUUUUUACAUUUCUAUUUAUCUGUCUCUGUUCCUAUCUAUCUAUCUAUCAAUCUAUCUGUCUCUGUUCCUAUCUAUCUAACAAUCUAUCUGUCACUGUUCCUAUCUAUCUAUCUAUCAAUCUAUCUGUCUCUGUUCCUAUCUAUCCUCAAUCUAAUGUCUCUUAACUAUCUAUCUAACAAUCUAUCUGUUCCUAUUUAUGUAUCUAUCUAUCAAUCUAUCUGUCUCUGUUCCUAUCUAUCUAUCUAUCAAUCUAUCUAUCUAUCUAUUCAUCUAUCAUCUAUCAAUCUCUGUCUCUGUUCCCAUAUCUAUCUAUCUAUCUAUUCCAUAUUAUCUAUCUAUCAAUCUGUCACUGUUCCUUCUAUCUAUCUAUCUAUCUAUCUAUCUCUGUUCUAUCUAUCUAUCUAUUUAUCAAUCUUCUGUUGUUCCUAUCUUCUAUCUAUAAUCUAUCAUCUAUCUAUCAUCUAUUUUUGUUGUAUGCUUAGUUUGAUCAAUCAUAUUUUUUAA
Messenger RNA from Acanthosepion pharaonis, 738 nucleotides. NCBI's taxonomy places the organism in Eukaryota, Metazoa, Mollusca, Cephalopoda, Sepiida, Sepiidae. The record is from the annotation of a GenBank genome assembly.